Messenger RNA from Sardina pilchardus (European sardine), 1779 nucleotides. It is a transcript of the gene tubb2, whose product is annotated as tubulin, beta 2A class IIa. Gene Ontology annotation, biological process: microtubule cytoskeleton organization; mitotic cell cycle. Bases 122 to 1483 code for a protein of 453 amino acids. NCBI's taxonomy places the organism in Eukaryota, Metazoa, Chordata, Actinopteri, Clupeiformes, Clupeidae. Gene Ontology annotation, cellular component: microtubule; cytoplasm. The transcript is spliced from 4 exons. Gene Ontology annotation, molecular function: GTP binding; GTPase activity; structural constituent of cytoskeleton. The record is from RefSeq and is a predicted model, not a curated record.
CUCACCGUUCGCGAGGAAUGUAGAGACGGCUGGUGGACCGAUUGAGAGCUGUAGGUCUUAAAGGACAUCACGGUUGUGAGCGAAACAAAAGGCUUGCUGCUGGUAGCCUACCAAUUUCAUCAUGAGGGAGAUUGUGCACAUCCAGGCUGGUCAGUGUGGAAAUCAGAUUGGCGCAAAGUUCUGGGAAGUAAUUAGUGAUGAGCAUGGCAUCGACCCGACUGGCAGUUACCAAGGUGACAGUGACCUGCAACUGGAAAGGAUAAACGUGUACUACAAUGAAGCCUCCGGCAAUAAGUUUGUCCCUCGUGCCAUCCUGGUGGACCUGGAGCCAGGCACCAUGGACUCUGUCCGCUCUGGCCCCUUCGGACAAAUCUUCAGGCCAGAUAACUUUGUUUUCGGUCAGAGUGGUGCUGGAAAUAACUGGGCCAAGGGACACUACACGGAAGGAGCCGAGCUGGUCGACUCCGUCCUGGACGUGGUGAGGAAGGAGUCAGAGAACUGUGACUGCCUGCAGGGCUUCCAGCUCACCCACUCUCUGGGCGGCGGCACCGGCUCGGGCAUGGGCACCCUGCUCAUCAGCAAGAUCCGCGAGGAGUACCCCGACCGCAUCAUGAACACCUUCAGCGUCAUGCCCUCGCCCAAAGUGUCCGACACCGUCGUGGAGCCCUACAACGCCACGCUCUCCGUGCAUCAGCUGGUGGAGAACACCGACGAGACCUUCAGCAUCGACAACGAGGCCCUCUACGACAUCUGCUUCCGCACGCUCAAGCUCACCACCCCCACGUACGGCGACCUCAAUCACCUGGUGUCGGCCACCAUGAGCGGAGUGACCACCUGCCUGCGCUUCCCCGGCCAGCUCAACGCCGACCUCCGCAAGCUCGCCGUCAACAUGGUGCCCUUCCCCCGCCUGCACUUCUUCAUGCCCGGUUUCGCGCCGCUGACCAGCAGGGGCAGCCAGCAGUACCGCGCCCUGUCCGUGCCCGAGCUGACUCAGCAGAUGUUCGACGCCAAGAACAUGAUGGCCGCCUGCGACCCGCGCCACGGGCGCUACCUGACGGUGGCGGCCAUCUUCCGCGGGCGCAUGUCCAUGAAGGAGGUGGACGAGCAGAUGCUCAGCGUGCAGAACAAGAACAGCAGCUACUUCGUGGAGUGGAUCCCCAACAACGUCAAGACGGCCGUCUGCGACAUCCCGCCCCGGGGGCUCAAGAUGUCCGCCACCUUCAUCGGCAACAGCACGGCCAUCCAGGAGCUGUUCCGCCGCAUCUCCGAGCAGUUCACCGCCAUGUUCCGCCGCAAGGCCUUCCUCCACUGGUACACCGGCGAGGGCAUGGACGAGAUGGAGUUCACCGAGGCCGAGAGCAACAUGAACGACCUGGUGUCCGAGUACCAGCAGUACCAAGACGCCACCGCCGACGAGAUGGGCGAAUACGAGGAAGACGAGCUGGAGGAUGAGGAGGAUAUCCGCCAAGAGGUCCGCCACUGAGGCAGGCAGGCGCACACGGCCACUGCUUCUUUUCUUUCGUUUUAGCAAAAUAGUCUGUUUUCAGAUCACAGCUUUAUGGUCAAACGGCAACAUAGGGUCUACAGUACUUAACAGUGCUCGUUUUCGCAACAACGUAGAGCCUUGACUCAAAGUGCUACAGUGUUCUUAUUGUGGUAAAGAAAGAUGUAUAUUGGUACUGUAUUUACUUUGUUGCUAUGUUGACGAAAUAAGUUCAGCGUUUACCUCAAACGUCCGUUUCCAGAUCAUGUCCUAAUAAAACAAAUCUGUCUCACUGA